AAAAAAAAUUACCACGAGCCCUCUCACCUGUACGGUUGAAGAUCCCAAAGCUCCUACAGAUAGAACGGUUUCUAGAACUUGAAACCCACAGCUUGGGAACUUGAAACGAGCCUGAGCCAUGGAGUCUCCCGCGAAGGAUUCCGUCAGAGCGGGUUUCCGCAGACAGGAGGUCCAGAAAACGACGUGGGACGUCCCGGAGCGGUACACAGCGCUGCGGCCGGUCGGCUCCGGGGCUUACGGGACAGUUUGUUCUGCCAUGGACCAGCAGAGCAAGGAGAUGGUGGCCAUCAAGAAGCUGUAUCGUCCAUUCCAGUCCCUCAUCCACGCCAAACGGGCCUACAGGGAACUGCGGCUGCUGCGCAACACACAGCACGAAAACGUGAUCUGCCUCCUUGACGUCUUCACGCCGGAUCCCACGCUGGAGAAAUUCCAAACCUUUUACAUGGUAAUGCCACUAGUAGCCCAGGAUCUGGGCCACAUUAUGAAGAAGCGGAGAUUAACUGAUCGCAUCAUCACAUACCUGUUCUACCAGCUGCUGAGAGGACUCAAGUAUAUUCAUUCUGCAGGGAUCAUUCACCGGGAUCUGAAGCCUGGUAACCUUGCUGUGGAUGAGAACUGUGAGUUAAAGAUCCUGGAUUUUGGCCUGGCUCGACACACAGAAAGUGAAAUGACCGGUUAUGUUGUGACACGCUGGUACAGGUCACCAGAAGUCAUCUUCAACUGGAUGCACUACAGCCAAGCAGUGGACGUGUGGUCAGCCGCCUGCAUCCUGGCUGAGAUGAUUACAGGCCAUGUGCUUUUCCCAGGACACGACAGUAUUGACCAGCUGACCAAGAUCCUCCAUCUGACAGGAACGCCAGACUCCUCCCUGGUCCAGAAGAUGCAGAGUAAGGACGCACAGUCGUACGUGCUUGGUCUUGCUCCGCAGAAGAAGAAGAACUUCAAGGAAGUGUUUGCGUCCAUGGAUAGAAACGCUGUCAGCAUUCUGGAGGGGAUGUUACUGCUGGAUCCGGAGACGAGGCUGACGGCGAAGCAGGGGCUGUCCCACCCUUUUCUGGCUGAGUACCAUGACCCGGAGAGCGAGCCGGACUCGGAGCCUUACGAUGACUCCUUCGAGAGCAUGGAGCUCGCCGUCGGGGAGUGGAAGAGUCUUAUCCACAUGGAGAUCAUGACCUUUGACCCUGACAACCCCAGUAAGACAGCCAUGUGAGACGGGACGUUCCAGGGCUCCCAAUGAUUGGUGAAGAUACCAGCGCCGAAGGCCAACAACACUGUCAGACUGAGCGAAACAAACAUGGAAAAACAUCAAAUUCACCUUGCCGUCUUUGAUAUUUGAUGCCCCACGACGGGUUGCUUGACUUGGUAUGGUGGCCUAAGCAGGACAGUAGAGAACACUCAGGUUACCUUCUCAUUGAGCUUGUUUUCAUUCUGUGAUAUUGAGGCAGCAGUAGCAGUUGGACUGCAUGUUGAAGUUUGUUAAAAACACGGUACCACUGACUUCUAAAAGGGACGUCUCGUCCUCAUCUUAUAAAAACAUUCCAAGUGUAAGAACUUCUCAGCUCAAGGUUACUUCUCUUGCAUCUCGUGGUUUCCAUGAGGAAAACAUUUCGCCUUUCAUUUGUGUGAAAUGUUAGAUGUUCGAUCCAUCUGCCGAUAGUCAGAUGAGGUUCAAUGUUAAGAAAAAAGUAUGAAAGGACCUAACGUUAGGAUUAUUUUGUAACGCUUCUAUUUCUAAGGUUAUGGGUGAACUCAUUAUUGCAAAAAAGUUGUGGAUUUCAGCAAAGUGGAUGGUAAAACAAAUGUGUGUGAAAAUAUCAGAGAAGGGAAUUAUCACACAUUUGAGUUGGGGGUCCACAAUGACACACACUAGUGACAAAGAGUCAUUAUAUCUUACUUUACAAGAAUAUUUUUUUUUUGCAACAUAUUCAUGACAUGAAAUAGGGUGUGUGUGCUUUUAUUUUUCAGUCAUGAUUUUUACUGCUGGAACACACAAUCUUUUUUAAAUAAAACCGAAAUUAACUCCGAAUCAUGAUGUUAUGAUUGAUUAGUCGAAGGGUUGGAGGUUAAAAAAGACCAGGCCACAGAAUCAUCACUAGAGGGCAGCGUUACAUCAUAGCAGAGAUUGUGUGUGAGAUUGAUCAAUUGAUCGCUAGGGAGAAAAUUGCUACGUCACAGUUGCUCUCAUGAGCAAAAGAACCUACUACACUACACUUCAAUCCUGAGAAGUGGGAUCUGUUAAGUGUCUUAAAGAAUAGAGUAAAAUAAAAUACAAAAAUAAAAGUAUCUCUGGCAACAUAUAGAAUAAACUGCACUAAUGUCA
Messenger RNA from Gasterosteus aculeatus aculeatus (three-spined stickleback), 2320 nucleotides. RefSeq names its product mitogen-activated protein kinase 14A. Gene Ontology annotation, biological process: protein phosphorylation. Gene Ontology annotation, molecular function: ATP binding; MAP kinase activity. The record is from RefSeq and is a predicted model, not a curated record. Lineage: Eukaryota; Metazoa; Chordata; Actinopteri; Perciformes; Gasterosteidae.